UCAAUUAUUAUUAAAGCAAUGCCGUUGACAUUUGUUAUGUCUCAAAAGGGCAAUAAAAUGUUAGCCCAUGAAGGUUUUUUGUAUACAAAAAAAGGGUGAAUAAAAAUAAUAUUUCUUGGCGUUGUGCCACUAACCCUAAAUGUAACUUGAUAAUACACACUAAUACUGAUCUGCGCACAGGUGAUAUUGUUGGUGACAUUCCAAUCCAUGAGCAUCCUGGAGAUGCUGCUGGCGUUCAAGCAAAAACUUUAAAGAAUAAAAUUAUCAAACGUGCUAGGAAAACCGAUGACAAACCAGCUAAAAUUAUUUCACGUUCCUUGCGAGGGAUAUCGUCUCCUGUUGUCGCUUUAUUACCGAAGCCUGAGUCGAUGUCACGUUCAAUUAAUCGGAGUCGGAUCGCUGAUAUUCCACAUACUGUUAAUUUUGCAUCACGUGCUGAUCUAGUGGUGCCUGAGGAUUUGAAGCACACUCAUGGUGGCGAACUUUUUUUAAUGCACGAUAGCGGUGGUGAUAAAAAACGUUUCUUAAUAUUUACCACUCAAAGAAAUCUGAUUUAUUUGUCGACAUGUGAACAGUGGUUGGCAGACGGAACUUUUCGUAGUGUGCCUGGUAUAUUUUUACAAUUGUAUUCCAUUCAUGGAUUGAAGAACGGUAAAACAUUGCCUUUAAUUUAUAUAUUGGCUCCGAAUAAAACUCAACGUUUAUAUGAAAGCGUACUGGAAAUAAUUCGUGCUGCCUUACCGAAUUAUAAACCUGUUCGAAUGAUGAAUGAUUUUGAGGAUGCAUUUAUGAUUGCUUUUAAAAUUAAAUAUUCAGGCGUAUUAUUAUCAGGGUGUUUUUAUCACUUUUCUCAGUGUGUAUGGCGUCACAUACAAUCGUGUGGAUUACAGAAACUCUACAAUACGGAUAUUACCUUUGCUGUUAAUUUGAGGCUUUUGACUGCGUUAGCUUUUGUACCAACGGCAGAUGUUGUUAAGUGCUAUGAAUUAAUUGUUGCAACGGAUUUUUAUGAAACACAUGAGGAUGAACUUGAUGAAUUUUUGCUGUACUUUCAAGGCAAUUGGAUCGGCAAACCACGCCACAACAAAAAAAAACGAGAGAAGCCUCGAUUUGAGAUAUCAGUAUGGAAUUGUUACAAUGCUGUUGUUAAUGAUUGGCUUCGGACCAACAAUCCUACAGAGGGGUGGCAUAAUCGAUUGAAUCGUGGUGUUUCUGUACACCAUGCUACUGUUGGUGUUUUUUUUAAUGCCUUGCGAGACGAGCAAGUGCAUACGGAGCUUUGUAUGACGCAAAUUAAUACCGGUAUUAAUGUUAACAAUCGUCGUAAAGAGUAUCGUGAUUACGAUGAGCGUUUAAAACGCGUUGUUCUUAAUUACGAUUCAUCUGAUAUGUUGGGUUAUGUAAAGAAUGUAGCAAAAAUAAUUUCUUUCAAUUAGUAACAAAAAAUUUAUUUAUUAUUAUUGUUUAAAUCGAUCUUUUAGCAAAAUUAACUUUUUUUUGACUAUUCUUUGAUGUUUAAUUAACUAUUUCGACUGUCGCGUGAUUAUUUCUUGAUGUGGAUGAAUAUUUUGUUAGAAAUGAACAUCUGUCAUGUAAUGACACAUUAUUUAUUUAUUUAUUUAUAUUAUUUCAAUUGUUCUUAUAGUAAUACUAAUUAUUAAAAAAUU
Messenger RNA from Microplitis demolitor, 1667 nucleotides. RefSeq lists its product as uncharacterized. The transcript is spliced from 2 exons. Bases 369 to 1436 code for a protein of 355 amino acids. The record is from RefSeq and is a predicted model, not a curated record. NCBI's taxonomy places the organism in Eukaryota, Metazoa, Arthropoda, Insecta, Hymenoptera, Braconidae.